UUGUUUUGAUAUUGUUCAUUAAUUCCAGGGGAAAGCCAUGUCACUGGCAGAACAAGCAUCAUAUACUCUUAUCAAUGUACCAACAGAUGCUGAACCACCUUCUGAAAUGCAACUGAAACAAGAACUGGAGAAGGGCGAUGUGAAGACAAAGAUCAGUUCUUUGAAGAAAACCAUUCAAAUGAUUCUAAAUGGGGAGAAAAUGCCCUCACUAUUAAUGACCAUCAUCCGUUUUGUGAUGCCAUUACAUGAUCACACCAUAAAGAAGUUGUUACUGAUAUUCUGGGAAGUAGUGCCAAAGUGCCAUCCUGAUGGUAAACUUCUACAAGAGAUGAUUCUAGUCUGUGAUGCUUACAGAAAGGACCUUCAGCACCCUAAUGAAUUUAUUCGGGGCUCCACCCUUCGUUUCCUUUGUAAACUGAAAGAGCCUGAGCUAUUGGAGCCUUUGAUGCCUGCUAUCCGUCAGUGUCUUGAGCACCGACACUCCUAUGUACGACGCAAUGCUGUGCUCGCCAUUUAUACUAUCUACCGGAAUCAUGACUUUCUAAUACCUGAUGCUCCUGAGCUUAUUGCAAAAUUUUUAGACGAAGAACAAGACAUGUCUUGCCGACGCAAUGCUUUCAUGAUGCUUAUUCAUGCUGACCAAGAAGCUGCUUUGAACUACCUCAGCAGUUGCAUCGACCAAGUGAACACUUUUGGGGAUAUUCUCCAACUUGUUAUUGUUGAGCUUAUCUACAAGGUAUGCCAUGCCAAUCCUUCAGAACGGGCCCGUUUCAUACGCUGUAUCUAUAACUUAUUGAACUCAUCAAGCCCUGCAGUGCGUUAUGAAGCAGCUGGAACUCUUGUGACACUAUCAAGUGCCCCUACUGCAGUCAAGGCUGUUGCUAGUUGUUAUAUUGAGUUGAUCAUCAAAGAGAGUGACAACAACGUGAAGCUCAUUGUCCUUGAUCGGCUGAUUGCUUUGAAAGAGGUGCCUGCUCAUGAGAAAGUUCUUCAGGAAUUGGUAAUGGACAUCCUGCGUGUAUUAGCAGCUCCUGAUCUUGAAGUCAGAAAGAAAACAUUAAGCUUAGCACUGGAUCUUGUCACAUCAAGGACAAUAGAAGAGAUGGUUUUGAUUUUAAAAAAGGAGGUUGUAAAGACAAAUAAUGUUGAGUAUGAAGAUACUGGGAAAUACCGACAGUUACUGGUGCGUACUCUGCAUCAAUGCAGCGUUAAAUUUCCUGAUGUUGCCAGUGCUAUAAUACCAGUGCUGAUGGAGUUCCUCGGCGACCAGAAUGAACUGGCUGCUGCUGAUGUAUUGGUGUUUGUCCGAGAAGCUGUUCAAAGGUUUGAGCAGCUGCAGCCAUUGGUCAUCACUAAAUUACUUGAGGUUUUCCCCACCAUAAAAGCUCUCAAGAUUUUCAGAGCUGCUCUAUGGAUUCUGGGAGAAUAUUGUGACAGUUUAAAAGAAAUUGAAGAUGUUAUGUUUCUUAUCAAACAGUCCAUUGGGCAGAUACCUGUAGUAGACGAUGAAAUUAAGAAAGCCUCUGGAGACAAAAAAGAUGAUGAUGUGUAUACAGCAACUGGUGCCAGCCAGAAGCGAGUGACAGCAGAUGGUACAUAUGCUACACAGAGUGCCUUCAGUGCUGUAACCCAUACAAAAAAAGAAGAAAGACCUCCAUUUCGCAGGUACUUGUUAAAUGGAGAUUUCUUUGCUGGGGCUGCCCUGGCGACCAAUCUCACUAAGUUAGCCCUUCGCUAUAUCAAACUGACUGACUCUAAGAAGAAGCAGAAUGCUUUUAUCGCUGACUGCAUGUUGCUCAUGGCAACUGUUAUACAUCUUGGAAAGUCAGGACUUCCUACAAAGCCUAUCACAGAUGAUGAUGUAGACAGAAUUGCUGUUUGUCUCCGUGUUUUGGCUGAGAAAACUGAACUGAUGAGUGAAAUCUUCAAUCAGAAAUGUCGUGGAUCUCUUUCUGUGAUGCUGGCAGCAAAAGUGGAAGAAGAAAAAGUCCAGGUGAAGGCAGCAGAAAAGAAAGCUGUGAAAAUCCAAGCUGACCAUCCAAUAUCAUUUACCCAACUAACUUCAAGAAAUGAUUUGGGAACCACUGAGAAUAUGUUUGAAUUAACUUUGUCACAAGCUCUUGGUACUUCUGGUAAAAAGGACACUGACACUAUUGGAUCAUCAAAGUUGAAUAAGGUGACACAGCUGACAGGAUUUUCUGACCCAGUUUAUGCUGAAGCCUAUGUUAAUGUGAAUCAGUAUGACAUAGUACUAGAUGUGCUAGUUGUCAACCAGACUGCUGACACACUUCAGAAUUUAACUUUAGAACUUGCCACACUUGGUGACUUGAAACUGGUUGAGAAGCCACAGCCAGUGACCAUGGCCCCUCAUGAUUUUUGUAACAUAAAGGGCAAUGUGAAAGUUGCUUCUACAGAGAAUGGUAUCAUUUUUGGUAACAUUGUCUAUGAUGUGACCGGAGCGGCAAGUGACAGAAAUUGUGUUGUAUUAAAUGAUAUUCACAUUGACAUUAUGGAUUAUAUAGUACCAGCUAGUUGUACCGACACAGAGUUCCGACAGAUGUGGGCUGAGUUUGAAUGGGAGAAUAAAGUUGUGGUCAACACUAAUAUCUCAGAACUCCAUGAGUAUUUAAACCAUGUGAUGAGCUCCACUAACAUGAAGUGUCUUACUCCUGAAAAGGCACUUUCUGGAGAAUGUGGUUUUAUGGCAGCCAACAUGUAUGCCCGGUCUAUUUUUGGAGAAGAUGUCCUAGCCAACCUCAGCAUAGAGAAGCCAGCUCAUCUUAGUAAUGAUGCACCAGUACAGGGUCAUGUGCGUAUUCGAGCUAAAAGCCAGGGUAUGGCAUUGAGCAUGGGUGACAAAAUCAACCUUUCUCAGAAAAAGAUCUUGAAAACUGGACCUGGGACCAACUAAAUCAGUUAUUACAACCACAAAGACACAUACAUGCUCUCAGAGAUACACUUAACCAUAUAUGUAAUUUCAGUUUCUGUAUUUUAUUCUUAUUUUACAGAAAAGUACUUCAGUUGACCUGCUAUAAACUAGCCAUAUAUCAAUAAAUAUAUCAAACAAAGA
Messenger RNA from Octopus bimaculoides (California two-spot octopus), 3070 nucleotides. RefSeq names its product coatomer subunit beta. The record is from RefSeq and is a predicted model, not a curated record. Gene Ontology annotation, biological process: intracellular protein transport; intra-Golgi vesicle-mediated transport; endoplasmic reticulum to Golgi vesicle-mediated transport. NCBI's taxonomy places the organism in Eukaryota, Metazoa, Mollusca, Cephalopoda, Octopoda, Octopodidae. Gene Ontology annotation, cellular component: COPI vesicle coat; cytoplasm. Gene Ontology annotation, molecular function: structural molecule activity.